Molecule: messenger RNA, 4390 nt
Organism: Scomber japonicus (chub mackerel)
Lineage: Eukaryota; Metazoa; Chordata; Actinopteri; Scombriformes; Scombridae
Gene: cbx1a
Product: chromobox homolog 1a (HP1 beta homolog Drosophila)
Exons: 6
Coding region: 1-1029 (342 amino acids)
Biological process (GO): negative regulation of transcription by RNA polymerase II; chromatin organization
Cellular component (GO): nucleus; pericentric heterochromatin
Molecular function (GO): chromatin binding
Source: RefSeq, a predicted model, not a curated record
AUGUCUGGUGUGAAUGGCUCACUUGAGGUCAUUCCACAACAUCUCUAUUGGAUUCAGGUAACUUCCGGUGGUGCUGUUGGCGGGCAGAACGGGAUCGGUGGUGGUGUGCCGACGUUGAGGCUAUUGUGUUAUUCAACAGCUAACCACAUUGAGGGAAAGUGGACUGUAACCUCGCCACAAAGAGCUUGGGAAUUUCUGUGUCGCCAGUGGAGCGUCUCCGGCCUGUUAUUCGUCUUAAACAACCGCAUAAAUCACUGUGUUUUCACUCGGGCCUGCAGUGAGCCCAUACAAGCGCUCCGGAGCUCUCUCUGUAAAGGUUCACUAGAGGCCCCCUCAAUAGUCGUCAAGCUGGCGACUGUAGCAGUAAAGAAGGGCAAGAAGGCUGAGGAGGAGGAGCAGCCUGCAGCACCGGAGGCAGCAGCAGCAGCAGAAGCAGCUACAUCUGCGGCACCGGCGGCACCGGCAGCCGCAGAAGCACCAGCAGCAGCAGGAGCAGCGGCGGCGGCAGCAGAAGAGGAGGAGGAAGAGGAGUAUGUGGUGGAGAAGGUUUUGGACCGCCGAGUGGUGAAGGGCAAAGCGGAGUUUCUGCUGAAAUGGAAGGGCUUCUCAGAUGAGGACAAUACAUGGGAGCCAGAGGAGAACCUAGACUGCCCCGACCUCAUCGCCGAGUUCAUGUCAAAAUACAAAGAGAAGGAGGAGAAAAAGAAGGAGGGCAAGCGGAAAGUCACGACCGAGGCCACAAAAGAACCCGAGGAGAGGGGGAGCAAGAGGAAGAAGGAAGAGGGUGAGAAGGCCAGAGGUUUCGGCAGAGGUCUGCAGCCAGAAAGAAUCAUCGGAGCGACGGACUCCAGUGGAGAGCUGAUGUUCCUCAUGAAGUGGAAGAACUCAGACGAGGCCGACCUCGUGCCAGCCAAAGAGGCCAACGUCAAAUGUCCCCAGGUGGUCAUCUCUUUCUACGAGGAACGCCUCACCUGGCACUCUUACCCCACGGAGGAGGAGGAAAAGAAGGAGGAGGAGAAAAAAGACUAGAUGAAUGGAGGUGCAAAGAGGAGGGGAAAAAAAGGAGGUGCGUAGGGUUUGCGGGGCGGAAAAUCAUCAACACACUCUCGCCCCCAGUUAGCCAACUCUAGCAGCCACUUUGGCAGCGGAAGUGAAGAAAAAUCCCAGAAACGUUGGAGAGAGAACUGCCAAUGUUGCUGACAGAAGAAAAAAAAGAAAAAGAUGGAGACGCGUCCUUUCCUCAAAAGAUGCUCCCGCCUGUAUCUUGACUGAAAAUGUGUUUUUGUUGUUUUGUUUUUUUUUUGAGGUAGGUUGACACUUUAGAUUUGUUUCUCCUCACCAAGAACGUGUCACUCGAUGGGAACCGGUGCCUUUUCGUUCUGCUUGUUAUCCCUCUGUGUCGUCACAAGCCGAAUAUUGAACUGAAAUACAGUGAAACGAUGGAAGUGUUUGUCUUCUACAUCGGGUGACAAGUGCCUGGUGGCGGAAAAUAUAAGAACGCAAAUCUAGCUGUCAAUCUCUCUCUCUCUCUCUCUCUCUCUUUCUCUUUCUCUUUCUCUUUCUCUCUCUCUCUCUCUCUCUCUCUCUCUCAACACGCACAGAGCUGGAGCCCUUCAUUCACUGGCGACGCAGACUGAAUGUUUGGCUGCGGCUUUUCCUCCCCUUAAAAAAAAAAAAACAAAAAACGAAUGACGUAGCUGGCUAAGAAGACGAAAGACAAAAGGCAGACGGAGAGGACAAACUUCGCCUUCCUGCUUUGUCGGGAUCCAUCGGAGGGAUCGUCUUUUGGAAGGAAAAACGCAGUUAGGUGAAUGAAAGAAUGGACAGAAACCCAUUCAUUCAUCUCUUUCAGUAUCUGUUCUCUUUGUGCCACCUGAGUUCUCAUUAUUGCUGACGUGACGCUGUUCUUAAUUUCGAAACUCUCCAAAACACCAAAUGACUCUAUUUCACUCUGACAUUGAUAUACUGACAGGAGGGGGAAGGGGGGAGGGGGGGUUACACGCUGUAAGAACAGACCUUUGGCCUCGUGUCUUACCAGCCAGUGUUCACAUGUCUUGCAGGUAUCCAUAAUUUCAGCCAUGGAUGGUGACGCUGCCCGACGCUUCAUUUUUCAUUUAAAACAAAAACAAAACAAAAUUCAACUCUGUGUUGCUCUAUCUUUUCUGAGCGCUGUCUCUAAACACCUGUAGCUUCUUUGUGAAUGUGAAACUGUCCAUCUGCCGUAUUUCCUACCCAACACGCUUCCUUAUACAUACCAGGUGUGGAACAAUCAUGUUCUCUAUACAUGGGUGCUGCACUCACCUGAGUUGGUCUUGGCUUUUUCUUGAACAGGUAGAACUACUCAAUUAGCCCACGGUAAACUGAUGAUUGUUGUCAUAACCGGCGUCAUCUGUCGAUUAUUAUUUUCAUUUAAUAGUUUUGUUUAUAAGAUAUAAAAAAAAAAAAAAAAAAAUUCCUGUAUCCAAGCUGAUGACAGCAAAUAUCUUGUUUUGUCUGAUAAACAGUCCAAAACUUAGAUUUGCUGUUUACAGUCAUCUAAAACAAAGAGUAGUAUGUCCUCAUGUUUAAUUAUUUUCUUAAAACUGCUAAUAAUGAUUGGCAGAAAAAUGGAUUCCUGCAGCUCUAGUCACCUGCCAACAGCUAACUCUGAACCACAUGUACAGACCUGACAGGCUGUGGCCACUAAGCUUCCUAAAACCUCUCAUGUCAGUGUUUUUUUAAAUGAUUAUUUUCUGAAUAUUUGUAGUGAAACUGAAGCUGGUUGGUUACCGAGCGGCUGGCAGCACAGUGUUCUCACUUCACAGCUACGCUAAAAAAAAAUCAGCUUUUUGCCUGGUUGUAAUCUUCCACACGACUAAAUGGAAGCACUGAAGAGCAGCGGUUCAGCUCCUGCCUGAUUCAGCUUUGAUGCCUUGUAACCAGUAGGUGAGCGGGGCCAAGUACAAUUUUUUUUUAAAAAGGAAUCCUUAUUUAAACAGAUUAUUUGUUUUUAUAAUGAAACCGAAAUUUCCCGUCAACCAACAGAUGGAAUUCCUCACAGUUGAGCAGCUGUUAUCGACACCUUUCUUUGGGAAUUAAAAGAUUAUGUUAACUUUAGUGUGAAAGUUCCCCAAUUUAGGUACAUUCACAUAUUUUAAGAACAGCUUUGGAAUCAAAUGUGAAAUAUGAUUCCUUUUAAGAGAAGAUCUGGCGCUAAAAGAAGUGAAUUAUGGCGGGAAUGAGACCAGCUAUUGUUUGUACAUUUUUGGCACCCAGCAAACUUGACAGGCCGAAACAGUGAAAGUGGCUCCUCCAUCCUUGUACUCGUACCACUUUGGCUAAUAGGCUGAGGGAAUGGUCGGGGGAGGGGUUCCUGAUGAGACCACGGCUCAGUCACUCGAUAGGUACACACAUACACACCCCGAUAACACAACCGGGUUUUAAUUGCUGACAGAGGAGUCGAUUGAAAGUGUGUUUAAACGAUUCUUCAUUUCAGUUCCCUUGUUUAUUUUUAAUCCCUUCCACGUGCACUCUCAACCACUUGUGCAUUUCGUAGGCUGUAUUAUUUUUUUUUAGCUUGCACUGGCCGAGCUACAUUCAAGACAUGAUGAGUAUGACUCAGCAUAUUAUUCACAUUUCCAGAGUGACACAUGGUUAAAACAGAAAUUAGCGGUUUUUCAUAGGAAAUAGAAACAUUAUGGAAGUUGGCAUGAUUGAAUGUGAACAUUUUAUACGAGGGGUGGGGGGGCAUUUCUCUACUGUGUAAUGUUUCCCAGCAUGCAAUGUGUUAAAUGUAGCUCGGCUGUGCUUAUUUCUAUGUAUACUGUAUUAAAGUAAGCAUAAUAGCUCCCUGUUACCAGACUCAGGUUAGCUAAUUCAAAUCCUCUUCUGGGAACGGUUAACUUUCGCUGCUGAAAAUUGAGUUGAUAAUAACACCCCCCAGCACAGAACCCGUUUUAACAUACCAACUUGUUCUUACGGAAUGAUUUUUAAUGAGUCUCAACCUUCAAUGACUCAAUUAAUUUAAAUCGACAGAUGAAAAAAAUAUGUUUGUCAACCUUCCUGAUCGAAAUCAAUGACCCUUAAGAUAGCUGAAUGAACUCACUAAAAAAUCUUUUUUUUUUAAACUUCUGGCCUUUUGGGCUUUCUGGUUUCUUCGCCACAUAAAUCAGUAUUAAGUAUCUGACGGGCUUCUGUUACACUAUUCACCAUUGACAGGAGAGGGGUUGAAUUAGCUGCACCUGGGUCUGCUAGUUAGCUUUUCUAUCUCAUCUCUGAAGCUUUUCUCUGUAUUUAGCGGAUUAGCUUGUGUUGUCCUGUUGCAUGUUUAUCGGUUUACCUUGCAAAGUCACUGUCAUGGCUGUUCUACUUUUAAUUGUCUGUUUUGGACAAUAAAGUUGUCUCGUUUUCG